Messenger RNA from Salarias fasciatus (jewelled blenny), 3148 nucleotides. It is a transcript of the gene agr1, whose product is annotated as anterior gradient 1. NCBI's taxonomy places the organism in Eukaryota, Metazoa, Chordata, Actinopteri, Blenniiformes, Blenniidae. Gene Ontology annotation, cellular component: endoplasmic reticulum. The coding region runs from base 83 to 604 and encodes 173 amino acids. The record is from RefSeq and is a predicted model, not a curated record. The transcript has 8 exons.
UUCAGAAUCCAAAGGGCAUCGAACAAAAGAGAAAGCUUAAAAGCUCCAGAGUGCAGAUUGCUUGUUGCUCCGCGUGGACGCCAUGGCAAGGUCUCUGAAAAGACAGGCAGCGAUGCUUCCCUGGGUUCUGCUCGCUCUGUUCAUCUCCAGCUGUUCCUCUGUUGGAGCAAACGAGGAGAAAACUGUCAGAAACAGGUCUCAGUUUUCAAGAGGAUGGGGACAGAAUAUCAGAUGGCUGAAGGAUUAUAAUGCAGGCCUGGAUGCACUGAAGAAGACCCAUAAACCCCUGAUGGUCAUUCAUCAUCUGGACGGCUGCCCGCACAGCCAAGCACUGAAGAAGGCCUUUGUUGCUGAUAAAGCCAUUCAGAAAAUGGCCAAAGAGAGUUUUGUCAUGCUCAAUGUGGUGGAAGAAACUGGGGAUCCAAAUCUGGCUCCUGAUGGGCACUAUGUUCCCAGAAUCCUCUUUAUCGAUCCAACUUUAACAGUUCGGACUGAAAUCACAGGAAAACACAGUGGAAAUCUGUACACCUAUACUCCGGACGACAUGGAGUUAUUGGCUGAAAACAUGAAGAAAGCCAAAACUCUGCUUCACAAUGAGCUGUAACACACACCUGAUGUCUCUGUCUGCCACAUAUGGCCGCACUGAUUUGUUUAAGAUGUAACUCUGUAAAACUCUGUAAAAGUGUACUGUACAUUGUGACUGUGCAUCGAUGAUUUAUGUGAAACCUGUGAUGGACUGAACCAGACGGGGGGGCGGGGGGUGUAUUCUGCCUCCUGCCCAGUGUCAGCAGGGAGGAACUGCAGCUCCUGCAUCCUGGUCUGAAUAAACCGAAUACCUUGUGCCCUGCACACACAUGCUCUACACUAGAAUAAACGUAACUCAGUGCCCUGUCCUCACAUUCAUACAGUUUUCCUUUUUGAAUGAUAAUCGUAUUAUUAAUGUUCAGUAUUUGGAACAAUGAACCAAAACUACUGCCUGCAAAAAUCCUCAUUCUUACCACUUCUGCACUAAUUGUCUCACAGUAAGCCAACUGGUAUAACCCAUCCUGUAUUGUCCCUACUUACAGGUCAGUAGACACCCAUCACAUUCAACUCCAACACAAUAAAUAUCUUCAGUGAUGAAGUGUCUCACUGUCGAGUGAGAUUUAUCAGAGUUACCCCGAAUCAAUGCCAGAACACGAUUCAAAUACAGUCAGCAACAAUCAACACCUGUCAUUGUUUAAUUCACAAUUCUAGGAGUAUUUAUGUGUGACAUGAAUGUUUUUUCUAUGGUUUUUGAUAUACUAUUAAGCAUUCCAUGGAGUUUAAAAUAAAGCGCUGUGCUUUUGUCAUAUCCGUCUAUAUUCUACAUGAACUCAUUCAGACAGACAGCAACGCUGAUUCCAAUUUAGAUCUGGGAGCAAUUUAGAUACACCAGUUAAAACAAACUGCAUGUUUUUGUACUAGAGAAAACCCACACACACUGAGAAGAUGCGAACUGUGCACAGAGAGCAACAUGGCAGGUUUUAACCACUAGGUGGAAGCAUAAUACAGUUUCUAAUCACUUCCACGUCUCGCUUUCCCCACUGAAAACCAGUGUGUGUUGUGAAUGUUACUCAGGGAGAUUAUUCUUUUGAUAUGAUUUUUGCAAAUUAGAAAAAAUCAUGAGGUUGCUUUCAACACUUAAAUUUGUAUAAUAGUCAUAUGAACAUCGAUAACAGUCUCAGCGAUAUGUUGUGUUAAAAGAGGAGUUUCCUUCCUUGGAGCUUGUAGAAAGGUGUGUUGCGUUUAAAUCCAUCCUGCAGCUCCCUUCUGGUAGAAUUUUCUCCAUUACAAGUAAAAAUAAAAGUGAUUAAAUGCCUCAAGCUUCUACAAAAUGGAAGAACCCAUGGCCAUAAAUAUGUACUUUCCACUGUCAGAGCUUGUAUAAAUGAGCUGUUUUUAAUUGUUGUGGUUCCACUGUGCUGCUUCUACAUUUUCUAAGGGGAAAUAAUUGAAGGUAAAGGCAAACACCAGCAGAAGUCAGCGUGCAUCAGGGUGAAAAUCCACAGAGCACAUUCAUUUAUCAUGGGCUUGAAUUUAAAGGGAGGCUGAAAACAGAGGAACUCUGUAAAUGGGUCAGUAAGCUUCAUUCCCCAAUAUUAUAUUUUCCACUGCAGGAAGUGAUCACUAGAAAAUGAUUAAAUUAUUCACACCUUUGUUGCAUCCCUCCUCUCCCCACUGCAGUGAGCACAGACGUCUGAGACUAUCAUGUGUCUAAUUCUCAUUUGUGUUUUUUAGUUUUCCUUCAUUCCGAUGAACCCAGGGUGACUCAUCGAGAACUCCUGAGAUGUUUCUGAAAUAUUUUCCUUUGCUUCCUUUCUUGUGAAAUUGUUUACACGGUCCUAGAUUCCUUUGUUCAAAGCAUGUGUGUUUUUUACUCAGAUUUUCCAACAUCCCAGGACUGAAAAUUCCCUCCCUGCAGCGCCGUUGCAGUGUGAGGUGGAAGAAACUCACUGAGGAGCUUUAAAGAUGAAGUGACUUUACAGAAUGCAUCCAGUGUAAAGCAUGAAUUCACUGUUCCUGUACAGUUACUGUAACCUAUUUUGACAGUCGGUCUAAUAAUACAGUAUCCAACACUGUAGUGUUUAAUGUGCAGUAAAAAAGAAACAACAGUAAAGUGUGCUAUUAAAAAUAAAGUCUAUAUACUGGAAUGUAUUCACUUUAGAAAAUCUGAAUGAAGCAACUCUAUUAGAGCUGUAACAAAUCUCAAGGAAGUACCUCACAUGAUCGGUAAGAAAAAAACUAAAUAAAACAUUAUAAAUUGCAAAAAAUUUGAAAUUAAAUCACCAAAGACUUCACAUAUACAGCACACUUUACAAACAACCACAUCAAAUGUUACUUCACCACAAUGAAAAUCCAAAUGAGCCACAAAACUCACCAUGGGUUUCAUACUAGUUUAAAUAAGUCACAGUGAAAUCUGCCUUUCUGUCCCGAAACACUGCACAGUAAUGUGUGACUGACUAAGGUGUUAUUAAAUCAAAUCAGACCUCGCACUAUUAUAAAAACACAGAAAAAAUGGUAAAGUUAUUACUUCACAAUAUAAUGAAGUCACAAGUAUUGCAUUACUGUAAUAAAAUAGCAGUAAAGUUUGAAUUAACUUUAAUAAAAUCACAGUAGAGCUAAUUUU